This is a messenger RNA of Cooperia oncophora, 1086 nucleotides long. The record is from the annotation of a GenBank genome assembly. Lineage: Eukaryota; Metazoa; Nematoda; Chromadorea; Rhabditida; Trichostrongylidae.
AUGCAUGUCGAUAAAUUGUGUAAAGCACUCAACACUGUAAAUCUUGACGAUGAAAUAACGCCACAAUUGAGUCGAUUUAGUACUGCGAACGAGUACUGCUCCAUACCGUUCUCGGCGCUUCAACGCGUCACGACACUUGGCGUUGGUGGUUUCGGUCGCGUUGAACUGGUGAAAGCAAACGGGAAAGUGUUUGCGUUGAAGGUUAUAAACAAGAAACACAUUGUGGAUAUGAAGCAAGAGAAACAUGUCAUGUCAGAGAGGGAUAUUAUGUUAUCGAGCAGUUCUUCAUUCAUAGUCAAGCUCUACAAAACUUUCAAGGAUAAAGCAAAACUGUACAUGCUCAUGGAGCCUUGCCUUGGAGGUGAAGUGUGGACUGUAUUGAAAAGGAGAGGUCGAUUUGAUAACGAAGCGGCGCAAUUUUACUGUGCAGCAGCAAUCGAAGCUUUCCAAUACCUACAUGAUCAAAAUAUUGUCUUCCGAGACUUGAAACCGGAAAAUAUGCUCCUUGAUAGGAACGGAUAUCCAAAACUGGUUGAUUUUGGUUUCGCAAAGCGUCUAGGUGCAGAGGGUCGAACGUGGACGUUUUGUGGUACUGCUGAAUACGGUGAGCGCAUAGUUUUUAAUCGAAGUUUAAGAGGAAAACAACGAUUACCACCUGAAAUCGUCCUCAACCAAGGUCACGAUACAUCAUUGGAUCUUUGGGCGUUGGGCAUCUUUUUGUAUGAGUUGCUAUCUGCAAAACCACCAUUCGCAAGUUCUGAUCCAUUGGUCAUUUACAACGCUAUUUUGAAAGGAUUCGGAAGAUGGGCAUGGCCCAGAUAUUUCUCGAAGGAUGCCAUCAAUCUGAUAUUGUCGCUUUGUAAGCAAGAUCCAGGCUUACGUCUGGGCUAUGGCCAUCUCGACGACGUUCGUAAGCACCCGUGGUUUGACGGGUUCGACUUUGUCGAAUUCCGUGCGCGUAAGAUGAAACCGCCUGUAGUGCCGGUGGUAAAAUCGGAUGUGGAUACGAGUAAUUUUGACACCUUUCCUUCAAUUGACUCAUUUGCAACGGGUAAUGACGAGUCUGGCUGGGAUUUUGAUUUCUGA